AUGCAGCCGGUUCAGUCGAGCGCGCGCAACGUCGCGUCACUCCCGCCAACACGCCCACACAAAAUGCACGCAAUAGUCCUAGCGGCGUUGGCUGCUGUCACCACAGCCAUGCCAUCCUACAUCGCGGUGCCGGCGGACCAGAUCGCCUUCGUCGACCUAUCGGAGUUACGUGUACGCAGAGUGCCGCGUCAGACUCUUGAGCCCCCGCCUCCGCAGCACCUACCACAAGCGCUGUACCAACAGGAUUAUCAACCGAUACAGUUCCAGCAUUAUCAACAGCAACCGAUUGCCCUAGCGCCUCCACAACAGCCUGAAGCCCCAGCAAGACUGAUCGGAGUCCAAAACCAACAAAAAGACGUAGCAGGAGCAGGUACUUUAGGUAGAAGCUUACAAUAUGCGGAGAGGCCGCCGGACUUUGGAGAAUACGUGGACUUUGGGGCUCAUACAGGAGACAACGGCGCCUUCGGGUGGUAUGCAGACUUUCCCAUCAAUAACCAUGAAGAUUCUAGUUACAGGAAAUAG
This is a messenger RNA of Arctia plantaginis, 522 nucleotides long. The record is from the annotation of a GenBank genome assembly. NCBI's taxonomy places the organism in Eukaryota, Metazoa, Arthropoda, Insecta, Lepidoptera, Erebidae.